AUGACUUCUCCUCCCUCAUCUCCAUCUCACAAGGCCUCCCUUAGUCAAAUCCUCACUCAUAAGUUAACUCCCAAAAACUAUGUUUAUUGGAAGACUCAAAUAGUUCCUUACCUCAAAGGCCAACGAUUCUAUGGCCAUGUUGAUAGCUCUAAUCCAUGUCCUUUUUAUGCAACCAAAGUUGAUGCCUGGCACGAAAAGGAUGCCCCUAUCAUGAGCAUUAUUAUCUCCUCCCUCUCCGAUGAUGCAAUGCCUCUCGCCGUUGGGCGUGACACAAGUAAAGAAAUAUGGGAUGCCCUUCAUGCAGCCUUCAGUUCUACCUCUACCACACGCAUCCUCUCCCUUAAUGUGGCCCUCCAGAAUCUAGUACAGAAACCCAAGGAGACCAUUACACAGUUUCUCCAUCGGGCCAAGGCCCUCUCUGAUGAGCUCAGUGCUGCAGGAAAACCCCUCCCCACGGAGGAUUCGAACAUACAUAUAUUUCGUGCUCUUUGUCCUAAGUUUGAAUCUGUGGUCUCUGCUGCAAUGGAUCGCAGGGAACCAAUCUCCUACACUGAACUUCAUGGGUUGCUUCUCAGCCGUGAGUACCUCAUUGCAUCUCGCCAGGCCGUGUCCGAUCCGACUGUCGAUGCUGCUGCCAACAUUGCUCAACCAUCUCGCAGCCCUCCCUCUCACCCUUACGGCCGUGGCUCUUCCACUGGUCGUGGUCGUGGUAGGGGAGGCCGUGGUGCUCCUACUGGCCCUAGUGGAUUUGGGCAUUCUAAUGCAUAUGCCCAUAGUCCUUGUACAAUCUAUGGAUGGACCAAUCAUCAAGCCCCGAUGUGCUAUUAUCGUAAUAAACCACCUGGUCAACCCACUCCACCUGCUUUUCCCCCUACCCAUUAG
This is a messenger RNA of Telopea speciosissima, 882 nucleotides long. RefSeq lists its product as uncharacterized. The record is from RefSeq and is a predicted model, not a curated record. The transcript has a single exon. Lineage: Eukaryota; Viridiplantae; Streptophyta; Magnoliopsida; Proteales; Proteaceae. The coding region runs from base 1 to 882 and encodes 293 amino acids.